GAGCUCGCUCACUAGGAAGCUUGGACGCGUGGAGGCCGCUUGGCUCACACACAGAUUUGCCAUGGAGAAGACUUCUGUGUCGACAUUCUUACUCCUUGUGGCCCUCUCUUACACUCUGGCCAAAGAUACCACAGUCAAACCCGGAGCUAAGAAGGACACAAAGGUCUCUGCACCCAAACUGCCCCAGACCCUUUCCAGAGGUUGGGGUGAUCAACUCAUCUGGACUCAGACAUACGAAGAAGCUUUAUACAAAUCCAAGUCAAGCAACAAACCCUUGAUGAUUAUUCAUCACUUGGACGAAUGCCCACACAGUCAAGCUUUAAAGAAAGUGUUUGCCGAAAAUAAAGAAAUCCAGAAAACGGCGGAGCAGUUUGUUCUCCUGAAUCUUGUCUAUGAAACAACCGAUAAACACCUUUCUCCUGACGGCCAGUAUGUCCCCAGGAUUAUGUUUAUUGACCCGUCCCUGACCGUGAGAGCCGACAUCACUGGCAGGUACUCAAACCGUCUCUAUGCUUACGAACCUUCCGAUGCAGCUCUGCUUAUUGACAACAUGAAGAAAGCACUCAAGUUGCUGAAGACCGAAUUGUAGAGAAAAGACAAAAUGUGCCAGCUCUUCCCUCUGUGUUCGGCCGUGACCUGGAACCAGAGGGGAUUUCAGAAGACUCUGGAGAAGGCAGGAGCAUGCGUGGACAUGCUCAUUAGAUUACAGUUUAAUGUUACAACAGCUACUUUUUUUAAUUUGGUUUCAAGUAUACAUGUAUGAAAACAAUACUGUAUACUACCAUAGGAAGCCAUACUUUUUAAAAAAAUAAAUCCUUUGGGAGUGUUAAACUGUUUUGUUUUUCCCAACUUGGUCUUUCACAGAAAAGCUAUGGGGUUCACUUGCCAAAGAGGACUUUUGGACACACAAAAUGUUCAAGGUUGGGGAGGGAGGGUGACAAGAAAAAAAAUA
Messenger RNA from Miniopterus natalensis, 952 nucleotides. RefSeq names its product anterior gradient 2, protein disulphide isomerase family member (gene AGR2). The record is from RefSeq and is a predicted model, not a curated record. Lineage: Eukaryota; Metazoa; Chordata; Mammalia; Chiroptera; Miniopteridae. Gene Ontology annotation, cellular component: endoplasmic reticulum. Gene Ontology annotation, molecular function: dystroglycan binding.